This is a messenger RNA of Epinephelus lanceolatus (giant grouper), 5758 nucleotides long. RefSeq names its product calcitonin gene-related peptide type 1 receptor-like. Lineage: Eukaryota; Metazoa; Chordata; Actinopteri; Perciformes; Serranidae. Gene Ontology annotation, cellular component: plasma membrane. Gene Ontology annotation, molecular function: adrenomedullin receptor activity; calcitonin receptor activity; calcitonin gene-related peptide receptor activity. Gene Ontology annotation, biological process: adenylate cyclase-activating G protein-coupled receptor signaling pathway; angiogenesis; cell surface receptor signaling pathway. The record is from RefSeq and is a predicted model, not a curated record.
CUGCUGCGAAACACACAUGCUGAAGGACUACUCUUAUAGAAAUCUUCUUUCUCUGCAAAGGUAAACUCUAAAACUGAAGGAUUCCUCUUCAAGAAGUGGCAAACACUGUGUUUUUAAAAUUUUUUCUGCACCUGAAAAGAAACUGAUUGCAAAGUCCAUGGUGAUCAGAGCACAGAUGGAUGGAAACAGCUUAGUGUAUCUCCUGGUCCUGUGUGCCCUCAAUAAGCUGCUGGUGGAGGCAAACUCUGAGGAGGGUUACCAGGAGCAUCUAAAUCAUCGGGGCGAACAUCAGUCGACAGGGAACCAAAUCGCCACAGCCCAGUACGAAUGUUUCCAAAGGAUUAUAAAAGAAUCACACCGCAAAACUAAAACAAUAGGGCCAGUUUGCAACGCGACGUGGGAUGGGUGGCUGUGCUGGGAUGAAACUGAACCCGGACAAACAGAGCAGAGCUGUCCAGACUACUAUCACGAUUUUGAUCCUCAAGCAAUGGCAUCCAAAGUGUGCACGGAGACGGGAGAGUGGGGACGCCACCCCGAGAGCAAGAGGACGUGGACAAACUUCACAAACUGCCAUGCCAACACGACACAUCAUGGGACAGCGGCAAUGACUCACUUCUAUUUGGUCAUGAUUGGUCACGGCCUGUCGCUGGUGUCACUGCUCAUAUCAUUAGGAAUAUUCUUCCAUUUUAAGAGUCUGAGCUGCCAGAGGAUAACGCUCCACAAAAACCUCUUCCUCUCAUUCGUGUUAAACUCCAUCAUCACCGUUGUCUGGCUUACAACAGUGGUAAAGAAACAGGGACACACCUACAAUGAUUCGGCGAGCUGUAAGCUGCUCAUGUUCAUCCACCUGUAUCUGUUGAGCUGUAACUACUUCUGGAUGCUCUGCGAGGGCAUCUACCUGCACACUCUGAUUGUUGUGGCAGUGUUUGCAGAAAAACAGUAUCUCAUGUGGUAUCAUCUGCUGGGCUGGGGUUUUCCACUUGUGCCAGCGGUGAUACAUUCAAUAGCACGCCACUGCUACUACAACGACAAAUGUUGGGUCAGCUCAGAUACGUCAUUGCUGUACAUUAUCCACGGCCCCAUCUGUGCAGCACUGGUGGUGAAUCUUUUCUUCCUGCUCAACAUCGUUCGGGUUCUCAUCACCAAGCUGAGAGUGACGCACCAGGCCGAGUCCAGCCUCUACAUGAGGGCCGUGAGAGCAACCCUCAUCCUCAUCCCUCUGCUCGGCAUCCAGUUUGUCUUGCUCCCCUACAAGCCUCAGGAUGACUGGGUCUCUGAGAUCUACCUGUAUGUCAUGGAGAUCCUUAUGCACUACCAGGGUCUCUUGGUCUCUACAAUAUUCUGCUUCUUCAAUGGGGAGGUGCAGAGUGUUCUGCGGAGACACUGGAACCAGCAGCGGAUGCAGUUCGCUGGCACCUUCGCCAAUGCCGACUUCUUCCGCUCGGCGUCUUCCGUGGCGUCGUCGCUCACAGAGGUCCACCGCUGCUAUAGCAUCGAAAGCCACACUGAGCACAUGAACGGCAAGAGCUACUCGGACAUAUUCAGAUCGGACAGUCCUUUCGUGUGAGGGAUCAAUGUUUCUUUGACUUUUCCCAAGAUGUUACUUUUUUUUCUUGGAGUUUUACUACUGUUCAUGGCACCUGAGUGCAAACUUUUCUCUUUUUUGAUUUUUCCCCGACUUCCAGCAACUAAAACUCAGAUAUUUCACUUUUUAAAAAACUUUUUCUCAUGAAUAUUACUAAAACAGAAGGAGCUUGACACCUAAGAUUCUGGUUCUUCUUCAUUAGUUACUUCCAAUGAAUAUUCAAAGGGGCUGUUACUGGACAAAAGGAAGACCCUCAAGCAUUAACAUGAGGAAUUAAUGCUUUUUUGCAUCAUGUGGAAUUAACUUGAAGAGGCAUCGGUGAGAAGAAUCCAUGCUGUUGAGCUGACUCUUAGAAUCUUGCAAAGUUGUUUUUUUGGGCAUUUUUUAAGGGUAUUGCUGAAUUUAAAAUUUAAACAGUGAGUGUGGGAAGGAAAUGCAUGAGAACCCUGUUGAAAGACUUGCAAAAUCUGAAAAAUCAUUUCAGGUUUUAGUUAUAAGCACAUAUAAUAAUCUCUUUGGUUAAUGCAAAGAUCAGUGGGCACAACCGGAGCUAUAGUUUCUAGGAGUUAACCUACUGGCAAGCAUGAAGAGCAAAGAUGGCAGACUUUAUGUGUUUAAGAACAUAACAGAACAAAGUACCAUUAUUUCUGUUGAUAGUACCACACAGAACUACACAUUUAAAAUAUAAAAAAGUACAAACACACACACACAUCAUUCCUGCUUUACCACUUAUGAAUUCAAGGCACGCAACUCAGAGUUUCCUAUGUAUGUAUUACUUUCUUUAGCUGAGUAAAAAAAAAAAAGACAAAAAACUAAAAUGUUGUCAGACCCCACAUGUCAUUUGUACAAGCAGCUUACUGCAACCCAUAUUUACGUUUAUUGUUAGACCUCUAGUGGCUGUUGUAAUUAUGACAGGAGCAAAGGCAGAAGUUGAUGAGAUAUCAAGAGCAACAAAAUUCACAUAGGAAGGAUGUCGGGGUGGAUAGAUUGAUCAAACUAACACAGGACUUUGACCCAGGAGACUGCUGUUCAUGCCCUGUGUUGACUUAUUUUAAUUAGGUACAUAAGUUAACUUACCUAACGUACUUAACAAUCUAACAUAACCCACAUAACUAGGGCUCCACUGACUUUCCUUUAGUUGGAGCACUGUAGCCCCUAAAUGAAAAUUUUAGGAGCACACGCAGAAAAUUUAGGGGCACACUUAAAAUGUCCUGCGACGCAAUUAGUCAAACUUUUGGCGAUUUUAACUGUUUUACUGAUAAAUGCUUUGGUGAUAAAUGAACAUGUAUACAUGGCAUAUGCAUCAUACACAAACUUUUUUUUUGUUUUGGUAUGAGGACAUGUGUUGAUCACCUGCUACCAGUAUGGACGCUAAUUUAGGAUGUGCUCCUGUGGGUUGUAUUAGAGGAUAGGAACAAACAGCCUUUGUGUUUGUAUGGGUUGGAGGACUUGUUGUUAGAAACAUAAGCUUACAUUGUCUUACAGUAUCUUUUAAGUUAAUGCUCCGUUAGACUCACUGUUUUUAUUUUCUUGCUUCAUGUCUGAUUAUUCCAAAAUGCUGGAGAUUUGAUUGUGAGAUUAUCACAGAGACAAAUAUGACUGAAAAAUGCAUGUUUGUACAUAUAUUUGAAUAUGACAUAUAUCAAGGCACAAAAUACAUAGCCUUUUGUGUACUCUGUAUAUUUUUCUAGUCAGCUAACACAUUAUUGUACAUUACUCAUGUUACACUUUAAUUCAUAGUAGUAUAUUGAUAAGGAUAAGAUGUUUUUAGAUAAAGAAAAGGUCAAUGUUUCAGUGUUCAGGAAACAGAUUCAGCAGGAACUGACGUAUGUUGAUUCACUGAUAAGAUAAAGUUUGUCACCUCCAGUUAGAGAUAAAAAAUAUCUUUCCUGAUGCAUGAAGAGCUGCAGGUUUCAGCCCUCCAAAACAGGAAGUACACUUAUUCAUUUUCUUACUGAGAGUUUGAAGGGUAGAUUUAAGCUAUAAAGCUUAGCUUCUAUAAAGCUUGCUGGAUAACUUUCUGCAAGAAUUAUUUCCCCAAAUGCUGAACCAUUCUUCUAAAUUUAAUCUAAAUCUAAAUCUAAUCCAAAUACAUAGGCAUACUAUUUCUGUUUUUCAUUAUACUGAAUGUGUACUAUAACAAUUUACAAGACAUGAUUUCUACUAUGAUUUCUGAACUGAUUUUUAGAAGAAAAGACUAUCUCUCUGCCACAGGUAUUAUGCUAUUAAAGAAACCUAAAUAUAUCUGAAUGUGCUCGAUAGUGGACACAGAUAUUUAUUAGAUAUUACACUGGAUAUAUAUGUGUUAGGCUACAUUGUUCAGGCGUUAUUGUCUGAUAAGUGGCAUACAUUUCUUGAGACAGUUUUGAAAAACACACUUAUUUGUUUUCUUGGGUGAUUGAUACCACUCUCAUGUCUGAGAGUGGUAUCAAUCUUCUCAUCUAAUAUCUGAAAUGUCAAACUAUUUCUUUAAAGGAGCAGUAUACAACAUUCAGAGCAUGGAUGUAUAUAGAGAAAGUUGGUCAGUGGUCCAUGAAGCCAAAAAAACCUUGAUUUCUGUGGUGUAAAAUUACACGCAUUGUGCACAUUAAGGGGCCCAUAUAGUAAGGGUACAAGAGACUUCCACUGGUCGAGCGGCUUACUUCUGCUGGGCAAGCAGCUAACUUCCCAUUUAGUGCUCGACUAGGCAAACUUGAAUGGGGAUAAAAAUGAGAUAAUCACUCGUCUAGAUUGUUGAAUUGUCAUUGGACAGAAAAAAAAAAAAAUUCUGGGCCGACUGGCAUCACAUGGUUGUUGUUGUUCCACUCUUGGUCACUAUGUAAAACUGGCUCCAAAGCCUGGCGCUGUUCUUGGGUGCCUGAUUCAGAGUCUUAUUCAGGCUGUCUACACACGGUUCUCAACAUGGAGGUGGCUGAGUUCACUCAAAGAUACCAAUGCUAACAGUAACAGUGCUGACAGAACUAGCAGUUAGAGCUAACAGUUAACGUAAGGGGGAACUAGUGGGUGGAUACCAUACAUUCCUGACUACACUGUGGAUCAGGACAGUGUUAUCAGUGGUACCCUCUCCAGUGCAGGGCAACAGCAGUUAGCUAGUCAAUACACACAGGGACCGUCUGCUACAAAUAUUAACAGAGAAACUCAGACUGCUAUACACACAGAGAUUGCAUGGCUUCAUUCUCUGUUUAGGAUGCCAUUACUCAACCCUUUCUCACUCUGAAGUCAUGACGAAAAAAGCUGUCCUUUAACAUUGGCGUGAUACGCAGCCAGUCGCUGUUAUAGUUUAACAGCACUUGGCAGCAUCAGGGGGAAAUGUGGUGGGACAAGAACGAAAGUUAAGGCAUUGAAAGUCCGAGUGGAUGGGAGGGGUGCUGGAUGGGUCCAACAAACACUGACUUUCACCCGGGAAAGUGGUGUUCACUUCUCGUAUGAUUGUAAAGCCAAACUCUGUUCUUUUUUCCUAAACCUAACCUAACCAUGUUCCUAUGUGCUUCACAUUUCUUGUGAAAUGGCUUCCCAUAACGUCAAUGGCCAGUGCACCUAGGGUACCUUCCACGUCGUAUCUGGACGUGAAGGUCUAUGACCAAAUGUCUAUAGUCACGAGGUCGCAGUGAGAAUGUGUUGCUUUACUCCACUAUAUCUUUACAUAACAAAUAGUUGUUUGCUGCUAUAUUAAUGUUCUAAUGUUGUACACUAUACAGCUAUUUUAAAACAAAACCUCUUCACAAAGAUGAGUCUAGCUUUGCUUUGCAGACAUCUGUGCAUUUUUGCAAUACACAUUGUAUCAGUAAUAAUAGUAUUGCUAAUACAUUGAGCUAUAAUAGAGAAGGAAAAAAAUGAUCAAUGUAUUUUAAUAUUCUAAACUCAAGGUUCAGCUUUCUCUGGAGCUUUCAACCAUAUUCUGUGGUCAUGGAAUAUGAUUGAAAGCCCUCGUAAAAGCUAGUAAGGGAACCUUGAGUUUAGAAAAUUUUUUACUACAGAUAUGUUUUCCCAAUGUCCAGAAUGAGCCUUAAUGUUAAAAGAAAUUUGUAUACUAUAAACACAGAUGUGUGUUUUCCCAUGUUGGAGGUGUUACAAAAGAUUUUCUCAUUUUAAUUUUUGUAACAUAGUUUUGUCAAUAAAUGCUUGUUUAUACUGAAGAAAUGCUGUAAAUAAAAACAAGCUGUUUGAAACUGA